AUGGCUAAAUUCAUUAAAUCUGGUAAAGUUGAACUCUAUACUAACAAAAUAUUAGCCAUUGUUGUCCGUGGUCGUUACGCUGGUAAAAAAGUCGUUAUCGUCAAAGCUCACGAUGAAGGUUCAAAAGCUCACAAAUUCGGUCACGCUUUAGUUGCUGGUGUUGAAAGAUACCCAACCAAAGUCUCAAAAAGAGCUGGUGCUAAAAAAGCUGCUAAAGCUUCAAAAGUUAAACCAUUUAUCAAAACCGUUAACUACAACCAUUUAUUACCAACUCGUUACACUGUUGAUGUUGAAGAAUUCAAAUCAGCCAUCACCACUGAAACUUUCGAUGAACCAUCCCAACGUGAAGAAGCUAAAAAAGUUGUUAAAAAAGCUUUCGAAGAAAAAUACCAAUCUGGUAAAAACAAAUGGUUCUUCACUAAAUUAAACUUCUAA
Hansenula ciferrii is the source of this 435-nucleotide messenger RNA. Its product is annotated as 60S ribosomal protein eL27. The coding region runs from base 1 to 435 and encodes 144 amino acids. Gene Ontology annotation, molecular function: structural constituent of ribosome. Gene Ontology annotation, cellular component: ribosome; cytosolic large ribosomal subunit. The transcript has 2 exons. The record is from RefSeq and is a predicted model, not a curated record. Gene Ontology annotation, biological process: translation. NCBI's taxonomy places the organism in Eukaryota, Fungi, Ascomycota, Saccharomycetes, Phaffomycetales, Wickerhamomycetaceae.